AUGGAAGAGACGUGGAAUCUGAUCGAUGCAUUUGAAGUCUCAGAACAUUUUAGCCGAUUCCCUGCGGGAAUUGCUCACAACUCUGCAGAGGUCGUCGCAGCCCUCCGGAAAGUGAUUGAAUUCUCUUGUAGCCCAGGGUCCAAGGAGGAAAAGAAGGCAAUUACGCGCCACCUCACUGCUGACAACGAACCUUUCGCAAUCUGCCAUUGCACGGCGAUUCCGGAAAGACUGGUCAUUCUGUCAUCUAUAAUUGAAUUAGCAUGGAUCAAUGACGACGUCACAGAAGAGCUAGAUCACAAAACCGCAUGCGAAAAGCAUGAAAUCCUCAAGCGGGCAAUGGAUCUCGAGAAGCUCUUGAAAGGCCAUCCUGGUCGAUUUAACCCUCGAGAAACUCUUUUUGGCCUCCUCGUCCAGAAGGCAGCCGUUAUAGAUCCAAAUUCCGCUUCGAAGGUUGUAGAGGUACUGUCGCAUUAUCUGGAUACAUUUGACAGUAGCGAUGAGGAGUUCACUAGAAUGGAGGACUACAACCCUUACCGAGUUGGUAACUGUGGUUAUUGGAUAUCAUCGUUUUUCAUCCGCUGGGGCAUGGGCCUAACCCUUACAGACGCAGAAUACGAGUCAAUACGCGAGUUCGACUUUAGUAUGGGAAUUAUCCUCGGACUGACAAACGACUACUUCAGCUGGCAUGUGGAGAAAGAUCAGGAUACUGACCGUGUCCGGAAUGCAGUGCGUGUACUUAUGAAAGAGUAUGGGGUUUUAGAUACUGUUGCGAGGACAUUACUUAGAGGUAUGAUUGUAGACGAAGAAGAGAAGGCCUGCCGACUGAAAGAGAAGAUAUUGGCUUCUUCGCCUUCGUUAGCGAUUGUCGAGUACAUCAAGGCGAUCGAAUUGUACGUUGGGGGAAGCUGUUAUUGGCAUGCCACGGCGCCACGAUACAAGACGGAAUAG
This is a messenger RNA of Aspergillus alliaceus, 948 nucleotides long. Its product is annotated as terpene synthase family protein. Lineage: Eukaryota; Fungi; Ascomycota; Eurotiomycetes; Eurotiales; Aspergillaceae. The record is from RefSeq and is a predicted model, not a curated record. The transcript is spliced from 3 exons. Bases 1 to 948 code for a protein of 315 amino acids.